AUGAGCCAACCCUCCAAGGCUUUCCACACUGGGGUUAUACUCUCCAUUGAAAACUUGGGAAAAGGAGAGUAUGAUGUCGAACAAGUGAAGGAUACAUUGGAGGAGGCGGUGAAUAUUCGUUAUGAAAAUUAUCCAGUUGAGGUAUCUGGCAACGUUGAUACGACAACGUGGGAGGCCAGUAAUAUCUUCUACUUUCUCGGCAUUAAGAUCGGCACUCUUAGUGGCAACUUGAAAAACGGAAUCAGGGUCAAUCUCAACAUUGCCGGUUUCAAGGGCUAUAUCAGAUUGUAUCUUGAAGGCGACAAACUUUUGCUCACUUGGAGUGUGAAAUCUAGAUUUCCUGGUGGUCCCAAGUACGAAGACACCGUUGGAAUUGAAAUUGGUUGA
This is a messenger RNA of Penicillium canescens, 387 nucleotides long. RefSeq lists its product as uncharacterized. The transcript is spliced from 3 exons. The record is from RefSeq and is a predicted model, not a curated record. Lineage: Eukaryota; Fungi; Ascomycota; Eurotiomycetes; Eurotiales; Aspergillaceae. Bases 1 to 387 code for a protein of 128 amino acids.